Limulus polyphemus (Atlantic horseshoe crab) is the source of this 731-nucleotide messenger RNA. RefSeq names its product rhotekin-like. The transcript has 3 exons. NCBI's taxonomy places the organism in Eukaryota, Metazoa, Arthropoda, Merostomata, Xiphosura, Limulidae. The coding region runs from base 351 to 731 and encodes 126 amino acids. Gene Ontology annotation, cellular component: actomyosin contractile ring. Gene Ontology annotation, biological process: septin ring organization; mitotic cytokinesis; signal transduction. The record is from RefSeq and is a predicted model, not a curated record.
GUAAAGGAGAGGCGCCUAGUUGUCUGUAUGUCCGCUUUAAUACCGCAUAUUCUUUAGUUGUUUCUUCUUCUCGAGGCAAAAAGUAUUCUCAUCAUUAUCAUAUUACAACAACCCUCGAGGCAUUUGUUCAUUACGCUACGCUUAAGAACAUGAGCACUUGCUAAAUGAAGAACUAACAACAAGAACAGCGCAGGGAACCUUGUCCUAGCAGAAAUAUCGACAACUACGUCAGCAGUCGAUGUGCAAGUUUACGAAAUCAGGCCACUUUAGGCACUUGGUCUGUCUUAACACUUUUAUUUAAGUAGCAAGUAUCUAUGUAACUUAAUCUUCUAAGAUCAUCAGCUGUGGAGAUGAUUGGAGAUCACCAUGGACGAUUUUGGAAAACGGUGACCGCACCAAAAAUGGCAAGUCCACCUUGUGCCUCGGUCUUUACUAGUGUUGGUUCUGAAGUCAGCAGAGGAAAUACGGAGUAUGAUCUCGAGCACAAGAUUGACUUGGAAAUCAAAAUGCGCGAGGGUACUACCAAACUGUUAGCAGCAUGUAAACAUCCAAUGCAGAGUCUGGAAGCAGCAAAAUCCUUACUAACAUCAAACGAAAGAAUGACUGCCUACAUGGGCGAACUCCAGCGAAGAAAAACUAACGAAAAAAUUGGAAACCCAGAAAGAAUUAUUCUUCAUGCAGACCCAUUAUAUUCUGUUAUUUUAGUGGAUAUAAAGUAUGUCUCAUUAUGA